AUGGCACCGACGCCAAAGCCAUCACCGGGCGCCUCGGCAAGAGGGACCGCACCGCCAGUGCCGCGCAGCUCGCGCCCCUCGGGCUCCAAGAGCACCGUCGAGCUCGUCACUUCGCUCGUGACCGGACUGUUCAGCGACCCGGUGGGCACUGUCCGCGCGCUGCUCUUCGACCGCGCGUACUUCUGGAUCUUGGCUGCCGGUCUCUUGGCUUUCCAGUUUGCCAUCGGCCUCGUCAUCAUCUGGAAGAUUCCAUACACAAAGAUCGACUGGGACGCGUACAUGCAGCAGGUGGAUGGCUUCCUCACCGGCGAGAGGGACUACUCCAAGCUUGAGGGGGAGACAGGACCACUAGUUUACCCCGCUCUCCACCUGUACAUCUACACGGCGCUGUACAAGCUGCUGCCUGCGGCAGGCCGCGAGCGUCCAGCGCAGUUCAUCUUCCUCGUCGUCGAGUCCGUGACACUGGUCCUCGUUUCAACCAUCUACUUCCUCGCGGGACGGAGCAAGCACAUCCCACAAUGGAUCCUCAUCCCGCUCGUCUUCUCCAAGCGCUCGCACUCGAUCUACCUGCUGCGCCUCUUCAACGACCCGUUCGCAAUGCUCAUCUUCUACGCGUCGGUCGUGCUCUUCCAGACCGGGUGGUGGAAGGUGGCAUCGCUGGUGUACUCCCUUGCACUCGGCGUCAAGAUGAACAUCCUGCUCACGCUCCCCGGCCUCCUGGUCAUCCUGUUCCAGAAUCGGGGCGCCUUCGGCACCGUCGACUCGGUGGUCCUCAUCGCCAUCACGCAGGUCGCCCUCCCAGGCUUCUACUUCCUCGACACGGCCGCUGACGCACGGGCCUACUUUACCUCGGCGUUUGACUUCUCCCGCGAGUUCAUGUACAAGUGGACUGUCAACUGGCGGUUCGUGAGCGAAGAGACCUUCCUGUCCAAGGGCUUCGCGCGCGGCCUUCUCAUCGCACACGUCGUUACGCUCAUCGCGUUCGGGUGGUUCAGGUGGAACCCGGUCCCGGGUGGGUCGGCUGCCGUGCUCAAGCGUGGACUGUCGAGUGUCAAGGCGUCGUUCCGGCCAGCUGUACCUCUCGGCCAGCUUCCAAGCUCGCACAUUCCCCUCGUCCUCUUCACGUCCAACCUCAUCGGCAUGACCUUCGCUCGCAGCCUGCACUACCAGUUCCACGCGUGGUACUUCCACCAGCUGCCACUGCUGCUCUACCUCGGCGGCGGCUGGGGCGAGCCUGUUCUCAUCCUCGGCUUCAUUGCCCUCCUGGAAAAGGCGUGGCUUACGUACCCGUCCACCCCGCGCAGCUCGCUGGCCAUGUUAGCGGUCCACCUCGUCAUCCUCGCCGGACUAUGGUUCAAGGGACCUCGCCCGCCCGUCGUGGCGCCACUUGCCAAGCGAAAGUAG
Molecule: messenger RNA, 1404 nt
Organism: Vanrija pseudolonga
Lineage: Eukaryota; Fungi; Basidiomycota; Tremellomycetes; Trichosporonales; Trichosporonaceae
Product: Dol-P-Man:Man(5)GlcNAc(2)-PP-Dol alpha-1,3-mannosyltransferase
Exons: 6
Coding region: 1-1404 (467 amino acids)
Cellular component (GO): endoplasmic reticulum
Molecular function (GO): dol-P-Man:Man(5)GlcNAc(2)-PP-Dol alpha-1,3-mannosyltransferase activity
Source: RefSeq, a predicted model, not a curated record